This is a messenger RNA of Rhopalosiphum maidis (corn leaf aphid), 1197 nucleotides long. Its product is annotated as peptidyl-prolyl cis-trans isomerase-like. The transcript has 5 exons. The record is from RefSeq and is a predicted model, not a curated record. NCBI's taxonomy places the organism in Eukaryota, Metazoa, Arthropoda, Insecta, Hemiptera, Aphididae. Gene Ontology annotation, cellular component: intracellular membrane-bounded organelle. Gene Ontology annotation, biological process: protein peptidyl-prolyl isomerization. Gene Ontology annotation, molecular function: peptidyl-prolyl cis-trans isomerase activity. Bases 88 to 828 code for a protein of 246 amino acids.
CAGCACACGUCGUAUACAGAACAGUAAUAUUAAUUAUUACCGUCGUCUCCUUCAGUGCGGUGGUGUCGUCUCUGCGGCGUGUAAACGAUGGUUUUCUGCAAUUAUUUUACCGCGGUCGUGUGCGCGUUGGUGUCAAUCGUUGUCGGCGGAUGUCGCGCAGCCGAAAUCCAGACGUUCACGGUGACCGACGUGGCAUACUUGGAUGUGGAGGUGGCCGGAACAGAGUUGGGUACAAUUGAGAUCGGCCUUUUUGGCGAAAUUGCACCGAAAACGGUGGCCAACUUUGUCACCAUUCUGACAAAAGGUAUCAACGGCCGCACUUACGCCGGCACCAAGUUCCAUCGGGUGUUCAACAAGUUCGUCAUUCAAGGUGGAGACAUAUUGAACAAUGAUGGAAGCGGGUCUAUAAGCAUAUACGGUGACACGUUUCCCGAUGAAAAUUUAAAAGUGAAUGGCACAAAACCGGGAUUUGUGGGAAUGGCUAAUUCUGGUCCAGACACAAACGGAUGUCAGUUUUUCAUAACAACCAGGUCCACGCCAAGCUUGAAUGGUGAACACGUAUUGUUCGGCAUUGUGGUCGAAGGACAGGAAGUCAUACACGUCGUCGAACAGCAGCUGACAGACCAUCUGGGGAGGCCCACCAAAGAGAUAAGAAUAACGAAAUGCGGCUUGCUGAACCGACGACCACCAUUCGAGGUUACGGACCAUCCGCGCAAUUCGAAUGUUUGGAAAUGGAUAAUCGCGUCUGCUCUACCAGUUUCGAUGUCUACAGCUAUAUUAUUACUAUUCCAAUGGAUGAUUUCUCAGAUAAACAAAGCGAUUAUCUAAUGAGUAAUGGAGCUUGUCUGCACCUAUAAACUUAGACCGAUAUACAACAUUACAACAAACCCCAAGCGAUAUGUAGACACGUAUAUACCAACAAUCAACAAAAUAUACGAUAAUAAUUGGAAAAAUAUUAUUCCUUGUUCCACAUAAAAGUGGUGUAAAAGGCGAAUGAAUUUAAUUAUUCGUCUAAAAGCUAUAUACAUAAUAUUACAAUCUGAAUGAUUUUUUUUUUUUUGAUGCGUAAACAGCAACAACAAACAAAUUAUAUUCUCACGCAUAUUAUAUAUAUCUAUGUAUAUUAUAUGUAGGUAAUAAAACUACUUAUUACGCAUACCUGUUUAUAUUUAUGUAUGCGCAUAUUAUAUUUUGUAU